UGGUGUAAUUGUUGUAGAAUUAUUGCUUUUUCCCGUUGCACAAAUUUUUUUUCUUGUAAAAUUACUGCAGGUAUUUGCUGUUGUUUUUUUGUUUACUUUUUAAAUAAUAUUUUUAGAAUGUGCCGUGGACUAAUAAAAAAAAGAGCAGCAAUGGGGCCGCACUUUGAACACCCCAACAGCUGGAGUUCAUUAUUCUUAAAGAGUAAUAAUUCCGUCGGAAAUUCAGGAACGUUUUACCUCAUUUCUUACAUCAGAAUCCUUGUUAACGGCUUUGCCGUUUUCUGGAAGGUGGCUUUCUUUAGACGCGCUUUCCACUGGCUUGACGUUAUUAGCGGGCAUUUGCCACAGGUGCGACGGGCGAGGUCCUAAUCUGUGACAUCGCCGCGGUCCGCGGCACAUCCAGGAUUUGCAAGAGUGUAAGAUUAGGGCUCGCUACGUCGUCAUAAAUCUCUGCGUCUCAAUCCAGCCGUGGGGCGGCGGGUGGGCAGUCGCUUUGCUGUCGUCUGUGACUUCAAAAGUGGACAUUCAGCUUAGUUUCUUUGUUGCUUCGGGUUCAGAGUUGGCAUUUUUCCAGACCGCUAUAUUUUUCUAAAUUUUUUGGAGAUUCGAUUUUUAAUUUUAAUUCAUUUUAAUUAAUUUUUAUUAAUUUAAUUUAAAUUAAUUUUCAAGUAAAUUCAUUAGUAUCUGUUUUUUUGUGGUGAUGAAUUAUUGCAUAGCCGACAUGUACGAGAUGUCUCACGCCGUGGUCGGAGAUUACGGCAUUCAGGCUGGCGGAGAACACUGUCUGUAUCAAGGUGAAGGACUCGGGUACGGGCACUGUGAACCCCAACCGUUGCACCAUCCGCCGUGCGGGGAUCAGUCUUGGCCGUCGGGUCAGCACUACGCUUGUUUGCACGGCGGCGCCCCUUCUGCUUUCAAGGGGGACUUCUGCAGCAUGGAGGUUCCGCUAAAUCCUUUCCAUUUUCACCCGGAAUAUUUUCCGGACAUGAAAUCCGACCUCUCGCACCUACAAUGGAUAGAAGGAUCCCACAAGAAAGGGUACAUACCAAGUUACCUGGACAAAGACGAGCUAUGUGUGGUGUGUGGGGACAGAGCUACCGGCUACCAUUAUCGCUGUAUAACCUGUGAAGGCUGUAAGGGAUUCUUUAGGCGGACAAUUCAGAAAAACCUCAACCCAACCUACGCUUGUAAGUACGAGGGGAAAUGUGCCAUCGACAAAGUGACCAGAAACCAGUGCCAGGAGUGUCGCUUCAAGAAGUGUAUAUCGGUGGGAAUGGCGACAGACUUGGUGUUGGAUGAGGGCAAGAGGCUCGCCAAGCGGAAACUCAUUGAGGAGAACCGCGAGCGCCGUCGCAAGGAAGAACUCCAGAAAACCGUGUGGGAUCGACUGGAUCCCACGCAGGAAGAGUGGGACCUGAUCCACAUGGUCACCGAGGCCCAUAUGGCCACAAACGCCCAGGGAAACCACUGGAAGCAGAAGCGGAAAUUCUUGGUCGAGGAAACAAUGCUUCUUAAUGAAAUAACAUGUAAUUUAUUCUAUACUUCUGACCAGAGUGCAGCAGGGGUGAAGGAAACUAAGCCUACCAAUAUUGGUCACUCAUCGACGGUGAAUAGCUCUGAAGGAAACAAAGUGGACUUAGAGGCUUUCAGCCAGUUUACAAAAAUUAUCACCCCUGCCAUAACCAGAGUGGUGGACUUUGCCAAAAAACUACCUAUGUUUUGUGAGCUGCCAUGUGAAGACCAGAUCAUCCUGCUGAAAGGCUGCUGCAUGGAGAUCAUGUCCCUGCGAGCCGCUGUUCGCUACGAUCCGGAGAGCGAGACCCUCACCUUAAACGGAGAGAUGGCGGUCACGCGAGGUCAGCUUAAGAACGGAGGCCUGGGCGUCGUGUCGGAUGCGAUUUUCGACCUCGGCGUAUCCCUGUCGUCUUUUAACUUGGAUGAUUCCGAGGUGGCUCUUCUACAGGCGGUCAUUCUGCUUUCAUCUGAUCGACCGGGUUUGAGUAGCGUGGUGCAAAUCGAGCGAUGCCAAGAGGAGUUCCUGUUGGCGUUUGAACAUUACAUCAACUACCGCAAACACAAGCUAGCUCACUUCUGGCCCAAGCUGCUCAUGAAGGUGACUGACCUGCGAAUGAUCGGCGCCUGCCAUGCCAGCCGAUUCCUUCACAUGAAAGUCGAGUGUCCGACCGAGUUAUUCCCACCGCUCUUCCUGGAGGUCUUUGAGGACUGACCGGGUGGAUUUUAAAUGACAUUUUUUUUUUGCGUGUGCAUGUACUGUAUGUGUGUGUGUGUGUGUGCCUCCGUCACCACGUGGACACCCAAACGCGGGUCUUUUCGACGCCACCCUUCGGAUAAGCGCGACCGAAUGUCACAGCAUUCCGUAGCUUACCAGUAUUCUGUGGUUUCAGUUUUUUUUCACUUUUACUUUGUUGUUGUUGUGAUCUCACCCUGACGUCUCCGAUCUCGCCGAUUGGUGGAAAUGCAUUGCUGAUUGGACAUUACGGGAAAAACGGUCAUACGGUGAUACCUCAGUUUUCGUUCAACAGGUACUGCCAAAAAAAACAGAUCUCUCAAAAGUGAGUACACGCUCCUCACAUUUUAGCAACCAUUUCUUUACAUCUUUGUCACCCAGGAGGAAGUAAACGUAGAUAUUCCUUAGACCAUGACGCUACCACCGCCACGGGAGAAGAUAUUCGGAAUGUUUCCCCGAUGCCAGCAGCACUCGUGCAGCCCCAGACCAUGACGCUACCACCGUUAAGGGAGAAGAUAUUCGGAAUGUCACAGUACAUAUUGGAAUUCAACUUUACCCGAUGCCAGCAGCACUCGUGCAGCCCCAGACCAUGACGCUACCACCGUUAAGGGAGAAGAUAUUCGGAAUGUCACAGUACAUAUUGGAAUUCAUCUUUCCCCGAUGCCAGCAGCACUCGUGCAGCCUCAGACCGUGACGGUACCACCACCAAGGGAGAAAAUAUUCGGAAUGUCACAGUACAUAUUGGAAUUCAUCUUUCCCCGAUGCCAGCAGCACUCGUGCAGCCCCAGACCGUGACGCUACCACCACCACGGGAGAAGAUAUUCGGAAUGUCACAGUACAUAUUGGAAUUCAUCUUUCUCCGAUGCCAGCAGCACUCGUGCAGCCCCAGACCAUGACGCUACCACCACCAGGGGAGAAUGUCACAUUAGAUGUUGGAAAUAAUUUUUACCGUAAAUUAACCGCACCCUGGAAGCAACAAUGAACCAUACAUGCCGGCUGCACGAGUGACGCCACUACCACAGGACAUGUUGCCCCAAUGCCAGCAGCACUCGUGCAGCCCCAGACCAUGACGCUACCACCCCCAGGGGAGAAGCCCUUUAGAAUGUCGCAUUACAUUUUGGAAAUCAUUUUUACCAUAAAUUAACCGUGUCCUGGAAGCACUCGUGCAGCCCCAGACCAUGACGUUACCACCACCAGGGGAGAGGCCCUUUAGAAUGUCACAUUACAUGUUGGAAAUCAUUUUUAAUUAACUGCGUCCCGGAAGCACUCGUGUAGCCACAGACCGUAAUGCUACCACCGCCAAGAGAGCGGGUCUUCAGAACAUCACCUUAAGUGUUGAAGUACAUCUUUCUAAACAAUGAACCAUGGAUGCCGGCUGCACGAGUGACACCACUACCACAGGACAUAUUGGAAUUCAUCUUGCCCAAAAAUGAACCACAGCUCAUCGGUGCCAGCAACACUUGUGCAGCCACAGAGCCGGAUGCUACCACCGGCAAGGAAAUGUCACAGUACAUGUCGGAAUUCAUCUUUCCCCAAAAAUUGAACCUGCAUCUCCCCAGUGCUGGCAGCACUCGUGCAGCCGCAGACCCUUGACGCAACAACUACCAAGACAUUAGCUCUUCAGAACGUUGGAUUUCAUCUUGCCUGAAAAUGGACCUCAGCUCCAUGGUGUAGGCAGCACUCGUGCAGCUGCAGCCAGUGAUGCUACCACCACCAAAGGGACCAGCAAUUCCGAAUCAGCUCUUCACAUGUCAACUUUCCCCAAAAAAUGAACCUGCAGUUCCCCAGUGCUGACAGCACUCGUGCACCACCAUGCUUGACGGUAAGCAAGACCAUCAACUAAACUACAUCUUGUGCUCCAUUCAGAUUCAAUGCUGUCAUGGAAAUGGUUGCUAAAGUGUAGGAGUUGUGCUAACCUACAACAUUGACACUGUUUAGUAAUAAUACAAAGGUUUUGUCUUUAAAUAUUUUUAAAAAUACACAAAAUGACAAAAGUGGAUGGCUAAACUGCUGUUCAACGAUACCGGGGUCAUGUGACACGGUAGUUUUACAAGGUCAUUCUCGAUUUCAUUCUACAGUCAAUGGCUGUAUGUUGAGGUAUUCAGAGGGGACGCUAAAUGUACACUGUUAUCCAAGCUGUACACCAUCAUUUGUAGUAUUUAAGCCGUACCGGACAAUAAGCCCCACAGGUCCGCAACAUAAAAUGCCAUAUUAUGUAACGUGCACGAGUGCGUGAGGACCAGGUCGCUCUUUAUGUUACAGGAGCCAAUGAUCGAAGAAAAAAAAAUAUGGGUUAAUUCAUCACACAGCAACUUAACACUCAAAAGGAUAACUAAGAAAUAUAGCCUCUGUCCACCAGAGGGAGCCUUCAACAUUUGACAGGGAAGUUACUCGUUAUUCCUAAUAAAUACAGGAUCCAAUGAUAGAAGAAAAAAAAAUGGGUUAAAUCAUCACACAGCAAUUUAA
Doryrhamphus excisus (bluestripe pipefish) is the source of this 4714-nucleotide messenger RNA. RefSeq names its product thyroid hormone receptor beta (gene thrb). Lineage: Eukaryota; Metazoa; Chordata; Actinopteri; Syngnathiformes; Syngnathidae. Gene Ontology annotation, cellular component: RNA polymerase II transcription regulator complex. The record is from RefSeq and is a predicted model, not a curated record. Gene Ontology annotation, molecular function: nuclear receptor activity; RNA polymerase II cis-regulatory region sequence-specific DNA binding; zinc ion binding. Gene Ontology annotation, biological process: thyroid hormone receptor signaling pathway; negative regulation of transcription by RNA polymerase II; cell differentiation.